UUUCUCGACGUAUUUAAGUCUUUCCCGCCACGGGCUCGCCGCGACGCCUGUGGCCGCAGCGUAAACUAAAAUACAUAACAUUCUUGAAGGAGUUUAAAUGUUUUUCGACCCGGCAAGACUCCGGAAUUCAGCAAAUCAUCGUCAUUUGUGAGUGCAGUGAAAUGUGAUCAAAAUAGUUCAUGGGAUCCGGACAAUGAAUAAACUUUACUCGGAGUUAUUGCUAUUUUUCACACAACAACAGUGACACGUGCAGUCUAACCUAUCAAAGUCACGCUGUAAACAUGUUGACGGAUUAUUUUUUAAAGUACCACGCUGAUGAUUUGAUGACGAUACUUGAGGCACCGGACAAUUCGAUGCAUUAUCCAAUCUACGUUAAUUUCGUCACAUUAUUUGGGGCUGAACCGGAAGCAGCCAACAACAUCCUUCGGAAGCCAAGGCUGCACUUGCCCCUCUGCGACGCAUCAGCCAUAAAAUCGCAAAAAAUACUAGCUCAAUCCCAUCACAAGAUAAAGCAAAGAAUUCACACGAGAAUCACAUCAAUUCCCCAUCGAGCAAAUCACGAGAAUAUCGGUGAAUUAGUAACCACCACUGGCAUUGCAGUCAGAAUAUCCCAACCCAGUGUUUUAAAACUGGUAAAGCGAUGGUACUGCAAAAAGUGCGAGCACAUCACAGCUGUCAAUUUGUCUUGGGAAUUGCAAACAUUAAAAGAGCCCAAACAAUGCGAACAAUGUUUCGCAAAGAGCCUCAGAGUUGAGAAUAAUGUUGAUGCGGAUGAUUGCGUCGAUUACCAAGAGGUGAAAAUUCAGGAGAAGGUGCAGACCGACAGCAGUAGCACAUACAAUGAGGGAAUGCAGGUGAUCCUGAUGAGUGAUUUGGUGGAUCAAUGCGCCCCAGGGAAUGAUGUAGAAAUAAGUGGAGUCGUUAUUGAACGUUGGACGCAAAUAGCUGAGGGCAAAAGACCCGAGGCAACUACGGUAAUGCUUGCCAACAGUUUAUCAAUAUUACGAAAAGUUUUGGAUUCAAAUUAUUCCGAGAUUGAAAUAACGGAAAUAUUCAGAAAUUACUGGGCAGGAUAUGGGGAUAAUCCACUGGAAGGGAGGAAUAAUAUUCUAGCCUCUAUUUGUCCCCAGCUCUUCGGUAUGUACUUCGUAAAACUAGCGCUUGCUGUGGUUCUUGCGGGUGGAGUUUCCAAGCUCAAUCAAACUGGCGUUAGAGUUCGAGGAGAGCCACAUUUAUUGAUGAUAGGUGACCCUGGAACUGGUAAAUCUCAGAUUCUUAGAACUGCUGCUAGAUUAGCUGUGCGAUCAGUGCUCACUACCGGUGUGGGAACUACUGCUGCAGGAUUGACAGCAGCUGCAGUCAAGGACACAGAUGGCUGGCAUCUGGAAGGUGGUGCCCUAGUCCUGGCUGAUGGGGGAGUUUGCUGUGUCGACGAAUUCACAACAAUGAAUUCUAACGACCGUGCAUCCCUCCACGAAGCUAUGGAACAACAGACGAUAUCAAUAGCCAAAGCUGGUCUAGUGAGUACUCUGAAUUCACGAUGUUCAGUCAUAGCUGCCAUAAAUCCAGUUGGUGGUAAAUUCGUGGAGGGAGCUGAGAUGAAGACAAAGCUUGGUAAUCCACUUCUAUCAAGAUUCGAUUUGAUUCUGCAACUCAAGGACAAUAAAAACCUUGAUUGGGACCGUAUGACUGCUGAGCAUUUACUGAGAGCUGCUUGCGACGAUCCUUGCGAUCAGGAUACAAGAACUGUAAAGAAGCCCAUGGAACUUCUGAAAUCGGAGAAUCUGUGGGACGAAGAGAGUCUCCGCGAGUACUUCGCCCACAUUCACACCCUGGAGCCUACACUAACCGAAGAAGCCGACAUAAUCCUGCGAGCAACUUUCCUCCACCAUCGAAAGAAUCCAAACCGGAGGGAGGAGAGAACGACAGUGCGUCUCCUGGAGAGUCUCAUCAGAUUGGCGGAGGGCCAUGCAAGAUUAAUGUACAAGAAGGAAGUCGAUAUUAUGGACGCAAUAGUUGCAGCUCAACUUGUUGGUACAAUAGCCACGUACAAUGACGCUGGCUGUCCAUUCCCCAAGGAUCCAAUGGCGGUAUUUAAUCAAGAAAGUUAGAACUUUUAUAUUUUUUUCACUGAUCAACUCACAUGCUCGGUCAAUUUAUUUCUUUACUCUCUUUUUUUGUCCAGCAACGGAACUACUCGAAUUACUCGGCUUAGAGCACCUGCUGGACUCCUCAUCGGACAAUCAAUAGUAAUUAAUAUUCACUCGCAUAAAGAAUACAUCUCAAUAUCAACAACAGGCCCUCCAUUAUCAUUCCAUUCACCCCUUGACACGAAUUUUCAAUUUUUUUAAACCCUCAAAUAUCCUCUCUUCCAUUAAAAUAUUAAUUAAAAUGAUUUAUUCAUCUAAUGUAACGAAAAGUCCCAUAGGCCUAACGAACUAAACAUAAAUUCUCACAGUUUUAAUAACGACAUCCUUGUAAAAAUUAACCUGUUUAUUGUUGGUGUACUAUAAUCAAACAUUUUAUGAGUACGAAUUCAUGUGGGACUCCCUGACUCCGUAUCCUCUCACAUUUCCCUAGAGACUAUAUAAAAAUAACGAUACAUACUCGUGUCCAAAUAACCGGUCUAUCAUCAUCUGGUCCUUCUAAUAAUUUUCAUUUUUUUUGAUAUACUGUCAAACAAUUUAUUUUUCCAAUGACGAAGACAGUAGAAAGUAAAACAAACGCAGUCGUUUAUUCCUCGAAUAA
Molecule: messenger RNA, 2748 nt
Organism: Diachasmimorpha longicaudata
Lineage: Eukaryota; Metazoa; Arthropoda; Insecta; Hymenoptera; Braconidae
Product: DNA helicase MCM9-like
Exons: 9
Coding region: 282-2111 (609 amino acids)
Biological process (GO): DNA replication; double-strand break repair via homologous recombination
Cellular component (GO): MCM complex; nucleus
Molecular function (GO): single-stranded DNA binding; single-stranded DNA helicase activity; ATP binding
Source: RefSeq, a predicted model, not a curated record